This is a messenger RNA of Bacillus rossius redtenbacheri, 8055 nucleotides long. RefSeq names its product scaffold attachment factor B2-like. Gene Ontology annotation, molecular function: sequence-specific DNA binding; RNA binding. Gene Ontology annotation, biological process: regulation of mRNA processing; regulation of transcription by RNA polymerase II. Gene Ontology annotation, cellular component: nucleus. The transcript is spliced from 17 exons. The record is from RefSeq and is a predicted model, not a curated record. The coding region runs from base 109 to 2766 and encodes 885 amino acids. Lineage: Eukaryota; Metazoa; Arthropoda; Insecta; Phasmatodea; Bacillidae.
GUGAAGUGUAAUUUUGUCAUAUUUCCUGUACCUUGAUUUCCGUUUGGAUAUCUAUUUGAGUGGCCAUUGUGGUUUUUGGUGUUUUAAUAUUUUCUGAAAUAUCAGAGAAUGUCUGGAGAAGUGGAAAAACGUAAAUUAAUAGAUCUUCGCGUCGUAGAGCUACGUAGCGAGUUGGAAAAACGUGGUUUGGAUAAGAAUGGCGUGAAGUCAUUGUUAAUCGAAAGAUUGCAGAAGUCUUUGAAAGAAGAAGGACAUGACCCGGACGAGUACCUUUUUCAAAUUUCAGAAAAGAAAACGCCAGCGAAGAGGUCCUCAAAACGUGGUGAACAAGAUACAGAAUCGGAGACCCAAAGCAAUGCUGAUGAGAAUCACGACCAAGAUGUGGAUGAAGACGAGAGGGAAGAUGAACUGGAUAAGUCUACUGUGCAGUCGGAAGAUGGUGAUGGUAAGGAAGAGUCGGUGGGAAAGGCUGUCGAUGCAGAAAUAAAGGAUGAUCAAGUGAAGGUGAAAGUUGAAAAACCAGAACCCAUGGAAACUGAUUCAGAAAAGGAACCUGCAGUAGUGACUAAGGAAGUUGCUAAAGUUGAAAAGCCUGAAGUUGUAACGGAUGCUGAGAAAAAAAAUGAUUCUGAGUCAAAAGAGCCUGAGAAGGCACCAGCUCCUGUGGCAGAUGGUGAUAAGAACAUACCAGAGGCUAAUGGAUUGGACAAUGAGGAUUCAAUAAACCUCACCAUUGGGGAAGAAGACGAAAAGCUUUUGGCUGAAGAGGAGGAUAGCAGUCAUGAAAAGGAUGCGAAAGAUGAGGGGAGUUUGCACAAGAAGGACGAAGCUGCCGCAGCUCAAGACAAGGAUGACAAACAAGCAUCUGCAGCUGAAGACAAGGUAGUCAAGACCGAUGAGCAAGCCGCGUCCGAGGACAAGAUGGGAGUCGAUAAGAACAAGAGUGUUUCCCAGGUGUCUGGUGAUCCAAAAGCUGUUAAAGAUGACAAAGACAAGAAAAAGGUUGUUGGUAUCCCGGCUGGCAGCAGUCGCAACUUGUGGGUGAGCGGCCUUUCCUCGUCUACGCGUGCUACGGAUCUCAAACAAGUUUUCUCCAAGUAUGGCAAGGUGAUUGGUGCCAAAGUGGUGACAAAUGCACGAACACCAGGCGCCCGUUGCUACGGCUAUGUCACCAUGGCAACCAGCGAGGAUGCAACAAAGUGUAUUCAGCAUCUUCAUAGGACAGAGCUGCAUGGCAGGAUGAUAUCCGUGGAACGUGCCAAAGGAGAUUCCACUGGCCCGCCAAAGAAGAGUGAAACCAAGACUCCCGUUGCAAAGAAGGUAGAAGAAAAGAAGCGCCAUGAGAGGAAGUUGUCUACGAGCAAAGGAGAUGAAAAGAAGGAAGAAGGGGAAAAAAUACCAGCGAUAACAGACCAAGCUCUUAAAGAUGAAACCAAACAAGAGGUGAAGCCUGCUGUGAAAGUGGAAUCUAAGAACGAGGCGGUGAGUGAAGACAAAACGGCCGCCGUCAAGGAAGAGGAGAAGACGCUUGCAGAGAAGCGAGAAGCUUCUCGGGAGCGCAAGGAAAGGGAGAGGCGUCGCAGUGCUGGCAGCAGCCACCACUCUCGUCACCAGAGCACCAGCCCUCACCGCGGCCCCGCCCACCACGCGUCUCCCAUCCGGCGGCCGGGCGUCCUCACCUUCGCACAGAUACGGGAAGCACGGGAGCGACAGAGGUUGCGAGAGCGCGAGCGAGAGUUGCGAGAAGAGGAGAGGCGGCGAAGGGAAGAGUUUAACAGACAGAGAGAGAUUGAGCGUCGCAAUAAGGAGGAGGCUAUGAGGCUGGAAAGGGAGAAGGAGAAGUUGCGUCUGGAAAGGGAGCGGAUUGAACGAGAGCGUGCUGAGCUGCUUCGCUUGGAGAGAGAGCGGCAGAAGUUGGAACGCGAGAAGCUGGAGCGUGAACGGGAAGAAUUGAAACGGCAGCAGAUGAGGCUUGAAGAAGCACGGCGUUCCACCAAACGUCCAGCAGAUGAUAGGCGUGAGCCUUAUCCUGAUGAGAGGAAGAGAAUUGCUACUGACAGGCGAUAUGAAGGUUCCGGACGCUUUGAAGAUAGGUCAGAGUCUUUUGAAAACAAGAAAAACACAAAGAUGGGCACAGUUUUUAACCAUCAUGCUACCAAGAUUGUUAAUUCUAACUUUGAUGAAAGUCGCUCUUCCAGACGUGACCGUGACGGGUUGGUUGGCAGGACUGCAGACUUGCCGCGUCGGGACCAUGCCUCUCCAGAUAGUGGAAGAGGCAAAGAAAGGUUUGAAAGGCCUUCCUUCAGAUCCCGCGAAGAUCAUCGUGGUGAGAGUGACCACCGCUCAAAACUGGAGAUACGUUCACGCGACAGAUACCCCGACUCUGGCAAGGGCGAGGGGCGGUACACGGACCGUUCGGGCGACACUUGGCACUCCGGGGGUGGGCCGGCUCCGCCCAAGCCCUUCAGCUCGGUGCCUUCGCCCAGACCCGCGUGGCCCAUCGGCGACAGAGACAGGAAAGGAGACUCUGGUCAGAGCUGGGGCAGGCCUCUGGAAUCCAGUGGUUCUGACAGGUGGGUGAGCGGCGGGGGUGGUCCCAUGAGCGUGGUGUCGCGGGGCCCGGGCCUGAGUGGCCCUGGCAUGUACCCUGGGCCACAGGGCGUGUCCCCUAGCAUCCCCGGCAUGGGCCUGGGCCUGGGGCCUGGCCCCUACUCUGGCGACAGGUUCGACGCCUACAAGCAGUCUCUGCCCAUGCGCAAGUACUGAGACCGCCCGUGUCGUGUCCCAUUGGCCUAGAGGUUACUGUCCGUGAACAUUGUCUAAAAGGCACAUUCAAAGUGAACACUUGCAUUUUAAUUUCAUGAAUAAUGUAAGCGAAUGAAUCAUUUGUGCAAGAAUGUUGUGGCUUUUUGCAGUGGUAAAGAUGGUCCCCUAAGCAGUGACCAUUUUUAUGUGUGACAUUCCAAUAUAAAAAUGUAUAUCUUUUAGUGUUUGACUGUUUUUGCAUUUCAUUUCUCUAGAGAGAGUGACAAGUAAGUGUUGGUUUUACAAGAAACAUUAUGCAUUAAAUUGUCUGUAGUAUAUUGAGACAGUUUGUGUUAUAAAAUGUGAUUUUGUAGUCAAUAAAUGAAUAUUAUAAGUUGCCUGUAAUAAAAGUGCAGAAAUUAUAUUUGUCAGCUUCUAUACCAUCUAUUGUUGGCAUUUCAGCUGUCAGUAAUACUUAAUAGGAAUGUGGCCUGAAUGAGGUAACCUUCUUCAGUAUAAGGUAUACUUUAUACUUGAAAAUUUGACUCAUAUUACUGAAUAGGUUUAUAAUUUUAUUUAAAUUUUUUUUACUUGGUGUUUCCUUCUGUUCAGUGUUUACAGUCAGAACAUUACUCCGCAAACUUCAAUUCCUUUCUUUGUAAUAAAUAUUGCCGAUUUGAAUAAUCAGUAAUUUUUUUUUUAAUUGCAAGUACUAUAACACAGGCCAACGAUUGUUUUGGUGCCGGAAUAUUUGGAGCUUAUUUCAUAUGAAUUUGAUACCCUGAAUUCUAAUAUGGCAUUAGUUUUUGCCUAGUAGGUAAAAUUUCUAAUAUAUAACAUAUUUGAGAAAUGUACUUGUUUUGUUAUAUUAGGUUAGAUCCACGAAUGAAAAUUAUAAAUUAAACAUAAAAUUAUUAUUGUUAAAUUACACAGAUAUAUUAUACAAAUAUCAUUAUAUUAUACAAAAAUAGUACAAAGUCAUCGAUGGAACGAACUAGUCACUCAACACUUCGUAAGCAUCUUUUUCGUGAACUUCUUGAAUAUAUCUUGGAAGAGUCCCUUUUUAAACUCGAGAAGUAAUCUAUCAUCACGUUAUGUCCCAUGUUUCUUGAUAGUGGUCCUCCUUAAUUUUAAUAUCUUGAUGAAAUCUUUCACUUUGCUCCUCACUGCUGUCUCCUAAAUUUUCAGUAAAACGGUCCAAGUGGCUGUGUAAAUAGUGCACCUUAAUAAUCAUGUUGCACUCAAAGGAUUUGAAAUUUUUAAGCAUAUUGUUUACCAGUUAAACAUGGUUUUCUGCUUUUCGUUGGUCCAGAAAAUUUCCAACAACUUCAACAAAUGAAGUCUAGGAUUUUCGCUCAGCCUCAUGUAAUUUACGAAGGAUUAGUCCUUGAUGAAUUUUCUUAUUUCUGUGCCGUUAAAUAUUCCUGCUUUAGUUUUUUUCCUUACACAAGUUGGCAUUUGUUUUCCCAUAUAAAUGCAAAGCAUGAUCCAUCCUUAUCAAGAGCCUUUACAAACUGCUUCAUUAGGCCCAGCUUGAUAUGAAGUGGAGGAAGAUGAUAUUCUCUCGUUAAACAAAGGGUUCGUUAUUAAUUUUUUUCCUUCAAUGACCAUGCCUUCUCUCUUAGGCCACUCUUGUCUAACCCAGUGUUGUGUUCUCUGCUAUCCCAGAGGCACAAAAAACAAAGAUAUUAGGUGUGGCCAUUUUGCUGUCCAAGGAGAAAGAUUACCAUAUCCUGAUCACCAAGCGUAACACCAAAGUAUCCAUGAUAAAGCUGUCUUUACAAGGUCAACCAACGUUUAAUGUGUAUUCUCCGCAUAUAUAGCAAAACAUAACAGGAUGAUUUACACUUCUACUGGAACUCGUUUUUAUCAACUUCAAUUUAUCCUGCACGGCUAAAACUCACAUACUGACCCUAAAUUUAGUUGAAGCGUUGAAAUGAAGGAUGGGAUUCCCAUCCUGGGGUAUCCCUGUGAUGAAGUGGCUUUAGUCAAGCAGGCGGUUUUACUUCUUUUUUCACACUUACCUCAAAAAGUAGAGCUGAUAGAAAAAAAGUAAUUUCAUAUUUAGAUUUGGCACCCCAAGUAUAUCCAAAAUCUGUUCCAAAAUCCUAGGCACCAUUAGUAACAUUAUAGAAAACUGUUAUCUCACCUUCCUAGCAAUAGUAUAGUUGGGAAGUAAGAACAAUUAAAUUAAUUAUUGACACUGUCCACAUAGUAUCUAUGCAGGUAAAGAAUUGUGAAAUUAUAAAAUUCGAAAAUGUAUUUUUAGCAUAUUAUUUAAAAUCUGUGAUCCAAAUAUAUUUAAAGAUUAUAAAAUUGUUCUGACAUUUUUUAGUAUUUUUAAAAUAAACAAAUAAAUAAAAUAGAUGAAAUUUUUUUCUUUACCCUGAUAAGCUUUCUCUAUGUAUGUAUUUACAGCAAAACAUUACUCAACAAUGGCGAAAAUUAACAAUUUUUUAUAGAAAAAGUUGGUUCUUUUUUUGUCUUAAAUGUUUUAUGAGUGUAGAAAGUGUUAUAAGGUUUGUAUUGUUCUUGUUUGUGAGACGUUAAUGCUUUAUAUGUUUGACUGCAGGUUUGACAAAUACAUUUUCACAAGAAAAUACGUUCACAGAAUUGUACCGCUGAGCAUAUCCAUUUUAAAAAUAGAAACUCAAUAGUUGUGAAUUGCAAGGUGCAGUAAACUCUAACCAGUCUGAGGUUCUCUGGGAAUUGCAACCCUCGAAUGAAUUUCUGAGCAUUUGGUGACACAACAAACAUAAAAAAACUAUAAGAAAAUCGUUUAGGUAGCUUGUUAUUUGGCAAACAAGCAAUGCUACUGAUCCAGCAACACUGCAGUAACAAGCAGAGAUCUGCAGCUUUUCCACACAUCCUCUCCCCAUUAUAUUUAAAAAUACCACAGAUAUUUUAGUGCCACGGUUUCAAGGGCUGCAAAAGACGAGAGUUUACUGUAAUGAGCUUUAUGCUGCUGUAGUUUUAUAUUUGUCACUGUUUUCUAGCCCAUUUUGUCACAAUUGCAGAAUUUAUCCUUGGUUCUCUUAUUGUCACAUUGUUUGUCGUAUAUGUAGCACAUUUAUUGUAUUGUCCGAUUCUAAUGAGGGCUGUGGGAAGCAGAUGAUUUCAGUUUGAAUUUAACUGGAGCAAAUGUUACUACUGUAUUUAUUUACAUUCGUUAAUGUUGCACAUUUUAUCUCAAUUUUUAUUUUUAAAAUUGUAGUGCAAUCCUUAUUUGAAUUUUUACAUGGUUAAAAGUAAAUUGACAUUGCUCUGUAUAAUUUUUUUUGUUUUUGAUAAAUAUAUAACUUCACGAAUGAGUACAAUUAAUUUAGUUAUAAUAUCUCUGCAUAUGCUAUGGCCAGCGCUGACAAUGAUGAGGCUGGCUGAUGUGGUGGCUUACAAUGGGAGGAGGAGAACAUCUAAAAAUAAACCAACCAGAGUGAGUGUUUUUGUUCUUCCUCCUCUCUCUACUUUGUAAAUGUCUUUCAACUGGCACCAAUCCAUCUCUACAGGUUUUUAUGAUGCAACUGUGCCUGAGCAUUAUUGUUUUUGUGUUAUAUUUUCCACACUUUCAACAAACAAAUGUGAAGUGAGGUUUGACCUAUUUUCACCACUUUCAUCAUUUUACAGCAAAUAACAAACUUAAUUAUUUGAUUAAGGUCGAGAAGGAUGAGUAUUUUGAAUUUUGGUAUGUCAGUGCUCUCACUGUAAAAACAUGUGACUUUAAAAUAGUUGUGAUAAAAUAUGUGGCAAUUUUUUACAAACAAAACAGACCAGUGCUUCAGACAUCCAAAGAUAUGAAAGGUACAGGAAUUAACAAGUCAGUGCAACCUUCAAUGUAUGUCUUUGUGUACGUGAAAUGUGUGCACUUCAUAGCUUGCAUUUAGGCAUGAUUUUUCUCUUCAGUUAAUUCAUGGUGUGUAGAAAACUAAGCUUUGCACAGCCCUAGUUGUAACCUGAGAUUUUAUUUUAUGGCACAAAGCGAUCUUAUUUUCAAUUUUGUGUCCCCAUUUGCUCAUAUACGUGCUUAAAAAUUUUUACACAAAUACUUGCAUUUUUAAUUUUAAAAAGGUUACAAACUGAAAUAAUUAUAUACACAAUACUAUACUUUAUAAAAUAAUCACUACAGUUGCUUGUUUUAGCAGCAUGGAGUGAGAGAAAGAAGGAAGAGAGAUGUAUUUAUAAUAUGGCCAUCAACAUCAGUUUAUUUUCAUACAAUUUGAAGCUGUUAAUUUUUUUUGGUAACAUGCAGUGGUGUAGGAAUGUGCAGAUAUAGAUUGGUAAAGUUAUUCUGUCCUGGUUUUGGCUCCUUGUGGCUGAUGUUCAAACUUAAGCUUUCUGCGAAGUAUCAAGCUCUUAAUUUUUGGCAACCGUUCUGUUUAAUGCAAAAUAUAUUCUGUCUUCAAAAUUAUUUGUGCAAACUAUUACACUGUGCAGUAGUUUAUUUUAACUUAACAAAAACCAUGUCAUUAAUUACAAAUUCUGUACUUGAUCAAUACAGGUGUUUUGUUUUAUGUCUGGUCUUAAUAUUCAUUUUGUGUGGAGACAAAUUUAUGUACAUACGUAGUAUUGUCUGUAAACAUAGUUGGCAUUUUUGUGCAGUGUAAAAUUUGUAGAAUGAAUGUGUUCAAAUAUUGGAACUGGUUUCAGCUAUAAGUUUAUUUGUAAAUUGUGUGAAAAUCUGGCAUCAAUUUUCCUUUGAUCUGUGUUUGUAUGGGCAAAGCUAAUAUACUUAGAACUUCAAAACAUAGUGUUUCUGAAAUUGGUGAAUUCUAAUCUUUGUGUUUUAAUCUGUAUUCAAAUAAUGUAUGCAAUGUAGUGUUAUUUUGUCAGAAAUAAAUCAUCAUUGCAUGUUUAAAACAGAUUUAUUAUUCAGCAAAUAUUUUUGACUAUACAAUUGGAGCAUUACUAUAUUGAUUAGGGAUGGGGUGACCGAAUCCAAUAUCCGCCGAAUCCUAGGGAUUCGAAGCUUCUCAUCAUUUACGCCAUUAAAUGUGUGAUAUACUGUCCGUUAAAAUUUUUUCUGAAACUUCCUGUCUCAAAUAAUGGCGCACGUAAAUAUGAAAAAAAGACAAAUGAACAACAUACGAAGAAAUAUGGAUGAUGUACCAUAACUACAGUACAAACCCAAUAGUUAUUUUAAGAUAAUUACCAUAAAAAGAACUAAAGAUUCUUUGUAGAAUACCAUAAUUACUACAGAAGCAUGAUAGCUACCAUAUUUGCACUAUAGUUACCAUAACAAUAGAUGUAUAUUUACUGUGAUAGUAAUGUAUUAUUUAUUUAUGACACAUUAAAUUAAAGAACAUUGUUGAAAAA